This is a messenger RNA of Acaromyces ingoldii, 2939 nucleotides long. RefSeq lists its product as hypothetical. The transcript is spliced from 3 exons. The record is from RefSeq and is a predicted model, not a curated record. Bases 58 to 2808 code for a protein of 916 amino acids. NCBI's taxonomy places the organism in Eukaryota, Fungi, Basidiomycota, Exobasidiomycetes, Exobasidiales, Cryptobasidiaceae. Gene Ontology annotation, molecular function: FAD binding; oxidoreductase activity.
GUCCGAUGUAGGCGCUCUCUUUGUUCCACUGAAAAGAGCAAAAGGACGACGAACACGAUGAGUAGUACGGCGGCACCGUGCUACGACCUCGAGGCCGCACGGACAUACCAGGAGCGCCCCGUCAUGGCUGAGCAGCUUGCUGAGCAGUUGAGACCGAUGUUGUCGGGCGGCGAUGUCUACUUGCGGAGACCGUCCCCACCAGAGGAGGGCGGUGGAGAGGGCGAUAAGACGGAUCCCUUCGAAGAGAGCACACGCCUCUUCAACUCGGCGGCACCACUGGGAGCAUGGAUCGUCGUUCGUCCCAAGAAUACUGCCGAUGUUGUGGCGACAAUCAAGUUCUGCCGCACACACGGCAUCUCGCCUUCUGUGCGGUCUGGUGGCUUCUCUACCGCUGGGUGGUCGAUCCAGGGCGAUCUGGUUCUUGACAUGCAGCUCAUGGACAGCAUCCAGAUGAUUGCACCUGGCCGCUGCGGUGCAACAGAGGAGACAUCGCCGGCCGUUGGCGUUAAAAUGUCUACGAGCUUGGAUGCUCCUGCGUCCAAGCCGGGAGAGCCUCUCCAGGGCUCUGCACUGCCACAGAAAGAUCACAGAGAGGCCGAUGCGAAGAGUCGAGCCUUUAAUGUGUCCGUGGUCGAGAACGGCACCAUCAAGGUUGAGACGAACUCGGCGGGCGUGAUUGACCGAGAAGCACACGGGCCUGAAUACAAUGCCGGUGCGAGGUCAACCGCGCGUGGAAUCACCAUGGACGGCUCCAACCGGAGAAGAAAGGCGGGCGAGGCUUUCCAGACGUCUCCAAGGAUGGGUCAAGAAGAAGCAUCGGGCUCGAGACGAAAAGUGCUUGAGCAGGACCGUGAUCCUGAGCAGGACCGUGAUGCCUUCCCUCGAACGAAGAGCGGAGACAGCGGUGCAGAGGCCGAUGCCGAAAGCAGUAGCGGAAGCAAGUCAUCUGGAAAGGACAAUGCAGAGGGAGGCACGCCAUCCUUCAGUGAUGGCGGCGAACGCACGGGCAGCGGUGAGAGCCGAUCGGGUGGCUCAAGAAGUCCAGAGAGGACGACGACGCCCUGGGUCGAUCGCUUUCUUGAUUCUGUGCCAGACGGAAGCAACAGCUCGAGUGGGAAUUCGAGGAGUGAAAGCAAUACCGGCGUGGCGAGCAUCGACGCCGAUUCGGAAGACCCGCCACGCAGGCCAGAGGUCAUGCCGAGCAGCCCCGAAGAAGCCAACCUUCAUCGACCCGAUGGCAUGCAAUUGUUCGAGCACGAACGAUGGCAGAGGCAUCAUCAACCGCCAGGAUCCAUUCCCUCGGGAUCACAAACAGUCCUUCCUGAACGAGGAGGCUUCAUCUGGACGGCGGGCGACAACAACGGAGCACCUGCCACGACUCGCUCGCUGGGUGAUGACCCCGUCUACAUGGGCGGAUCCACCUUUGGCGACCUGCAAGCCCAGCAGUACGAGUACCAGCAGAAUCGCACGGGCGUGUCGCCGUUUCUGUCCCAUGCUUCGCUCUACGAUGCACCUGCCAUUUCGUCGUCGGCUUCCGUGCCUUCGGCACCAACAAAGUCAUCGUUGCCGCCUGGCAUCCACAAAGAUCGCUACAUGCUCUGUUCAUUCGGGCCAGGCGUCGGAUGCAGAGGCAUUGACAGCUUCACCGACAAGGCGGGCCGUCUGAGUGGAAUGGAUGCCAGGGGGUCAGCAAGGGGCAAGGGCAAGGAGAAGGACUUGCGAGUGAACAGCAACGGCAUUGACAUUGUUGCUCAUGGCGUCCCUUACCAUGUGCCUCUCUCAGCCUAUCCGGUCGGCUCGACGGUCAUGACCACGGGCGGCUUCGGCUACUUGGUCCGCGCGUACGGGCUCUCGCUCGACAACGUCGUCGAAAUUGAGCUCGUCUUGGCUGAUGGCCGAGUGAUGACCCUGAAUGAGUCUUCAAAGGCCCGAACAAAGGAGGAGGCAGACCUGUGGUGGGCUGUCCGCGGUGCUGCACCUUGCUUCGGGGUCGUGACUCGCAUCGUCGCCAAAGCCUACCCCGUGCCGAGCGUAUACGCGGGUAAUCUCAUCUACCCCAUGAACCCCAUUACCGCACCCUCGCUCAUAAGGCACUGGCGUGACUGCCUCAAGGGCAGUGGCGACUCGGUGCCAAGAGAGCUCUACUCGAACCUCAUCCUAACCGCUGGGCCCGAUCAGUCAUCGGACGUGAUCGUGAUCCAGGUCUCCUACUUGGGCGACCGGGCCGAUGGCGAGGCCUUCGUCCAAGCGCUUAGCUCCUGGACGGGAGAGCGGGUGCUGCUCAAGGACAUUGAGGAGCGCUCCUUUUUGUCGCAGCAGGACGGCGUUGCCCAGGUGCUCAAGAAUGGCCAAGGACGACGGUGGAUGGUGCGGGGCGAUCUCGUAUCUACCCUGACCGACGAGGUCAUUGCCGACACGGUGGAGCGCUUCAGCGGAAUGGGCAACUUGGCCGUGUGGCUCUUUGAGCUCGUGGGUGGAGCGGUAGAGGAUGUUGAGGAGCACGAGACGUGCGUGGGCCCCCGUCAGCGGGCUGCCAAAUUCACUGUCGGCGCCUUGCAUCAGUGGUCGGGCAAGGAGGAAGACGAGCAGUGUGCGAACAGUGUCGACGGCUGGGUAAAGGACGUCCUCUCCAAGGUCAGCAUCGGCGGGCCUUAUGCAUGCUUCCUCGAGCGAAAAGAGUCGAGGGAAAGGGUCGAGGGAUCGUUUGGCAAGGACAACUUUGAAAGACUCUUGCAGCUCAAGAGAGACGUCGACCCUGAAGGAUUCUUCAGGCACACGUUUGGAGCAGGUCUGACAAACUUUGUCUGACAAGGCAGAAGCGAUUCAUUCUCCUCAUUCCCUUCCUCUUAUACAUCAAGCCCAUGUACCAUUGGUUUUGUUUCAUUUGUUCUCUCGCCAGCGAAUAUACUAUCACUUUACACAGCUGAUCAAUCAGGCCG